GGAGCAGUUCAACUCAGAAGAACUAUAGUUAAGAAGAGGUCAGGUACCUUUGCAUCUUAUUCAUCUGUAUCCUGAUCAUAAUGUCAAAAGGGUACGCAGUGUUUCCAUUCAUACAGCAACCAAGGGUUACUGUGAUUAAUGAGGCCCUCAUCCGCGACAGCAUCUAUCUGAGUCCUACCAUUUCCACCGAGGAGGAUCGCAUACGCGUCGUCAACAAUUGCGAAGAAGAGAUCUUGAAGGACAAAAUGAAGAAGCAGGUGGAAACGAUGGAUUUAUAUGAUGUUACCACAUUACUCCUAUCUUUUAGACACAUUGGUAAAAUUGAGAAUCUAUACGGGGUUGGAAACUUAACCAAGCUAAGUCUCGAUAAUAAUCGCAUCCAGAAAAUCGAAAAUUUAGACCACUUGACAUCCUUACAUACCCUAAAUCUUAGCUAUAACGAAAUCACUUGUAUUGAGGGCCUUGACUCGCUAGUGAACCUAGACAAUCUUUCAUUGUAUGCUAACCAAAUCGUUCAGUUGGGUGGUCUUGAGAAUCAGAAAAAACUAACCACAUUAAGUCUGGGGAAAAAUCGCAUUGACAACCUCGACGCCACACUCCAUUAUCUUCAUAACUGUCGAAACCUAAAGGUGCUCACCCUCCGGCAUAACCCCAUUGAAUCUGUUUUGCGCUACCGGGUCCGUAUGCUGGCGUUUGUGCAGACGUUGCGCUUUUUCGAUGGGACGUUGGUAAGCGAUGAUGAAAAGGCGAGGGCUUGCGAGGAGGAGCGAGAGAACUUGUUAGCGAUCGACGAAAAUGACGAGGUUAUCCUUUUUACUGGAAAAGCGAAACAAGAGGAAGAGCGAAGCAGGGAAGAGUAUCUCCGAUAUAACUGCCCCGACGAGACGAAGUUGUUUGAUGAGCUUUUUGGUCUUCAACUGGACGGAUGUAACAUGUCUGAACUCUUACGUUCCGAAGCGGUUAUACCGUUCUCCAAAGAUACACUUGAGCGAUAUCAAAACGAGUUUAAUGAAAAGGCCAAGGAGCUAGCGGAGGCCAUGAAGAUGGUCCGCAACCGUCGGGAUGGGGCGGAGGCUUCUAGUCGGAAGGCUCUCCGUUGCUACAAUGACAACAUCGCGGCCGAAUCGCGCGCUUUGAUCAAGGGGUUUGAGAGAAGUCUUAAAGAAGCAGUCAAGAUCAAGUCACUAGAAUCCGAUAUAUCUGAGCGAGAUGUGCUUAGAAAUUACCAAGAGGAUCUGGCUACGCUAAAGAAAGAAUUGCUGAUGAGGGAGGCGGAGCAGUAUGACAUGUAUGAGUCUCUGAUUAAUAACACCAUAGCUAAAUGGAGAGCUGAGAACGCAGACGUCAUUCUACAGAGCGCUUUUGAGAGCUUCUUCAAAUUAGAGGGUGAUUUCCAAGCUUCUCUGCGCCAAGUGUUCGAUUUUAUGUCUGAGCAGAUUCAAAAACGUGACAAAAUAGAAGACUUUUACACACCGGGACGUUUAGAUGAGACACUGCUUGUUUUGUUAAACAACAAGGAAGAGUACCAAAAGGUCAUAAAUGAGUGGUUUGAUCUUCGACGAAAGCGUCUGGAGGAGUUAGAAUUGUUCCACCUUAAGGCUGAGGAAGCCUAUUUGAAUAACAAAACUGAUGAAAUCAUAUCGACUGAGCGUGACCGCCAUCGAAAUUGUCUUUGUGAAAUUGAUGAAUUUGUCGAGCGGAUGUCGGAUCAGCUUCUCACGAUUAGCUUCAAAUGACUUGGUAAUUGCUUUACUCAAGGGAAAGAUGAGGAAAGUGAAGACAGGAUUCUAUUAUCGCUGUGCUAGUACUGCUUUGUGAUAUUUCUUUUCAAUGUAUAGAACGACUGCACAUUCGCAAUAUCGUUUGAAUGUAAGACGCCAUGGGAAACAGAAAGCACGGCGCUCAUUACACCAAAAACAU
This is a messenger RNA of Phytomonas sp. EM1, 1920 nucleotides long. Lineage: Eukaryota; Euglenozoa; Kinetoplastea; Trypanosomatida; Trypanosomatidae. The record is from the annotation of a GenBank genome assembly.